This is a messenger RNA of Trichoderma asperellum CBS 433.97, 1320 nucleotides long. RefSeq lists its product as uncharacterized. NCBI's taxonomy places the organism in Eukaryota, Fungi, Ascomycota, Sordariomycetes, Hypocreales, Hypocreaceae. The record is from RefSeq and is a predicted model, not a curated record.
AUGAUAACGCCGCCCCAAGACCAAAUAUUUGCCUUGGACUUUGAGGCAACAACAAUGAAUCGAAAUGAGAUGGACAAGGCGCAGGCGUUGACGGUUCAAAUCUUCCUUCUCCUCGGGAGUGCCAUAAUCUGCAUAGCCGCGCGAUCCUUCAUACGAUUCCGGCAGUGUGGCUGGAAGAACCUUGGCCUUGAGGAUGUCCUUGCUGUUGCAGGAGUGAUUUUCUUUGUUCCCAACGUUGUUUUGGCGUACCUUAUGAAUACUACGACACACUGGAUCGGCAAUCAGACUACCUUGAAAACCGAUUUCAUUGGGACACAACCGAACAGCAAUGAAUACCAUUUGAUGGAACUUGGAUCAAAGCUCUACUUAUACAAUUGGCUUUCUUACUCUACAGCACUGUGGACAUUGAAAGCAGCCUUUCUCGCAUACGUCAUUCGUCAAACGGCUGAAUCUGGCCGGCGACAGACUCAACAGAUGUCUGGCUUCGGCUUUUUGCUUGUAACAUGGGUGGCAACGACGCUAGCCUUCUCACAAAGCUGCCGGCCGCUGUCUAAUAUGUGGCAAGCAUACCCGGAUCCAGGGCGUUACUGCCAACCUGCUACUUCGCCGGUGCUGGUAUGGGUAUACUUUGGCUUUGAUACGAUAACGACUCUCUACUUGGCGAUGGCGGCUAUGCCUCUCACCCUGAAACGAGGCAAGACUAUGCAGGAAACACUGCAGUGGCUUACAACGCUUUUGUGCUGGCUCAUUAUCACAGUAGCCGCACUCACUCGAGCAAUUACCCUAGUAUCGAAUCGUAAUCCAGGUGCUGAGCGAACGGCAGAAACAUUGGCUAUCUGGCAACUUUUUAUCUUAAUUUCCACCGUUGGGUUGACUGAGUGCUUUUACCAUCCGCAAGGGCCAUUUUCUUAUCCAAGCCUGAAGGAUAUCGAAGAUGCUCGCUUCAAUGACUUCAUCUACUUGUCUCGAUUCUCAGCGAGGCAGCACAGUCUUGCUGAAUCGGAAGCGACCAUUGUUGUCGAUCCCAGCGAGGCGGACAUGUACAAGAAGGAUGUAGAGGUAUUGGUCCAAGAGGUUGCGCCAGAGGGGCGCCGAAAUUCGGGAAUUGAACGCAAGAUUGAAGUAUCAGUGCUUCAAGAAAGCUUCAUCGUUGCUCCGGAGGGCCCAUGCGAUAUCUGCGGGAACUAUACAAGAAGUUGGGCAAACGACGAGGACGCAAACAAGCCAGAACAGCGAAGUUAUUACUUUGGAAGUGAUAUUCAUUUCCACGUGCCGCGUUAUGGUCGCAAGACCAGCGACACAAACGAGACGACGAUUUAA